ACGAAAUAUAAUUGAAUUAACGCAUUUAUACUAAAUCUUAUAUACAAUAAAUGUUUCCAAAUGCAUAUAAGAAGAACAAACGACACAUACCAUUGAUAUAUAUACGAAGUUAGAAGAAUAAAAAUAGAAUAUUAUUGUUGUUUAGUUGUUGAAGCUGCAAUAAAAAUGGCAUCAGUUACAGACGAUGAGGUUAUAAAGAAACGUCUUCUUAUAGAUGGUGAUGCGGGCAAUGAUGAAAAGAGAUUAACAAGUCUGUUGAAAACAUUCAUUCGCUGGUGUAAUAGUACUGAUGAACCUUCUAGUGAUGAAAGUCAUUUGACAGUUCAGCGUAUGUUGGCCACAUUGGCACAGAGCGAUCAUGCUAUACAGAAAUCUUCUCAAGUUUAUAGAAUGAACCUUCUGGAGCAAGAAAAUUAUGAAACUCUAAAUAAACAAAUAG
Ruditapes philippinarum (Manila clam) is the source of this 439-nucleotide messenger RNA. RefSeq names its product THO complex subunit 7 homolog. Gene Ontology annotation, biological process: mRNA processing; mRNA export from nucleus. The record is from RefSeq and is a predicted model, not a curated record. NCBI's taxonomy places the organism in Eukaryota, Metazoa, Mollusca, Bivalvia, Venerida, Veneridae. Gene Ontology annotation, cellular component: THO complex part of transcription export complex.